This is a messenger RNA of Xylona heveae TC161, 1656 nucleotides long. RefSeq names its product class I glutamine amidotransferase-like protein. Lineage: Eukaryota; Fungi; Ascomycota; Xylonomycetes; Xylonales; Xylonaceae. The record is from RefSeq and is a predicted model, not a curated record. Gene Ontology annotation, cellular component: nucleus; cytosol. The coding region runs from base 486 to 1244 and encodes 252 amino acids. The transcript has 2 exons.
CACACACACACACACACACACACACAAGGCUUUGUGAUUUCACUUUCGAGCCACCUCCAGAUACGUUCUGCAGAAGAAUAUCUUUUUAAUGUGAGUGUCAAUUGUUCUUUACAUAUCUCUAUUCACGUCCUCCACGUUCGUCAACCCCUCGUUUCAUUUGCCCCUCCCUUUCCACACCGCUCUAGUUUAUACAUCUAGUCCUUCUCCACUAUUCUACUUCUUUUGCUAUACUCUGGGGUAUUAUUUGUUUUACCUGUCAUCUCAUUUGUGUCUAAUUGCCCCUCUUGCUCUUCUUGCGCCUCCUCUUCUUCCUAGAGACCUUGGAAGAUCCCAACUCUCCAAAGCACGUCCUGAUCCGCCUCAAUUACAAGCCCCUAACUUCCAGGAAACAAGCAAUAGCCAUAUCAUUCCUUCAUACUAAUCAACUACGCUCCAGACACGGGCAAAAAAAGAAAGGAAAAAAAAAAAUCGCAGUACAUACUCCAAUGCGCCCACCACUCCGCAUCGCCGUCCUCGAAUGCGACAAGCCGCCGGAUGAAGCCAACGAGCGUCACGGCGGCUACGGCGGACUCUUUGGCGAACUCAUCCGCGCUGGCGCCGACGCAUUGGGCCAACCGGACGUGUUAUCAUCGACCAAGGGCCUUGAAAUUACAAAAUGGGACGUGCUGCGCGAAGAACGAUAUCCUGAGCUUGACGAUAUCGACGCCAUUCUUUUGACUGGAUCUAAGCAAAACGCAUUCGACAACGCGCCGUGGAUCCACAAACUCGUCGCCUACGUGCAGCGCGUGCUCGCGCAAUCCCGCGUGCGCAUCAUCGGCAUCUGUUUCGGCCACCAGAUCGUCGGCCGGGCCAUGGGCGUCAAAGUGGACCGCAGCACCCAAGGAUGGGAAAUCUCCGUGUGUCCCAUGCAACUGUCCCCGCGGGGCAAGCAGCUGUUCCAAAAGGAACACAUCAAUCUGUUCCAAAUGCAUCGAGAUAUCGUCUACGAGUACCCUCCCGGUGUCGAGCCCCUGGGGUAUAGCCCCAAAUGCGCCGUGCACGGCAUGUAUGCGCCCGGCCGCCUGAUCACGGUGCAAGGCCAUCCGGAAUUCACGGCGGAGAUUAUGCGCGAGAUGCUGGUCAAGAGACAUGCUGCUGGCGUGUUUGACGAUGAAAUGUACAAUGAUGCCAUGGCCCGCGUGGACAAUGCGCAUGAUGGCGUCGGCGUCGCGGCUUCGUUUUUGAGGUUUUUGCUAGAGGAUUAGAGGUUUCUUAUCUCUAGUCAACGGGUCUCUCUGCUUCUAUUCAAGGAUCUCUUUGCUUCUAUUAAGGGGCUCUCUCUGCUAGAUUUGGAUUUGGAUUUGGAUUUGGCAUUUACGAUCCCCGUGUGGGUACGCCAGGCCAGUUUUUGAGGGGUUGGCUUUCCCACGGAUUUGAUUUUGAUGACUGAAUGUGUUUUUUUUUUCUUGGAUACACCACUGUUGAGACACAGAUAGUAUCCAUACCAGUGAUGCUGUCUGAGGUUCUCUCCUUUUCCGAUAUUACCCAUCCAUAUAUAUAGUGUUUUUUUUUAAUUGAGCAGUUUAUAGCCAGACUAAGCAUUGGAUGAAUGAGGAGAAUAUAGAGCAAUGUACAUAUUUUCACUCUACGAAAGUUUCAAGUAGAUGAAUCCCCGUG